Gambusia affinis (western mosquitofish) is the source of this 3957-nucleotide messenger RNA. RefSeq lists its product as uncharacterized. The transcript is spliced from 18 exons. Gene Ontology annotation, molecular function: channel activity; DNA binding. Lineage: Eukaryota; Metazoa; Chordata; Actinopteri; Cyprinodontiformes; Poeciliidae. The record is from RefSeq and is a predicted model, not a curated record. Gene Ontology annotation, biological process: positive regulation of interleukin-1 production; monoatomic cation transport; regulation of DNA-templated transcription. The coding region runs from base 150 to 3008 and encodes 952 amino acids.
CUGCUGCGGCUGACGUCAGCGGCUGUGUGGAGGAGUAUAGGCUGUGCUGUCAGCCCAGUGUCAGUCUGAUGAAGAUUGGCAUGCAGGCUGUGACUGGAGAUUCGGAUGUUUGAUGCGGGCCAGCUAAAUUCUCGAUGUGAAGCUGUCCCAUGAUGCAACAUGAUUCCCCACCGCCUGCAUUGACAAUGAUGGCCACCCAGAGCGUUCCUCCUCCAACAUACCAGGAAAGUCAACAGAUGACGGGCACAACUCAGCAGAACUCCAAGACCCCACAGGUCCAUAUCCCAGCAGCCUCUGCAGCAGGAAAUAACUCUGUCAGUGUGACCCUUGACCCCCAGGCCCAGCUUGAGUCUGACAAGAGAGCUGUUUACAGUCAUUUUCAAAGACAUCCGUUGUUCCCCCUGCUGGCUCUGCUGUUUGAGAAAUGUGAACAGGCCACGCAGGGAUCCGAAUGCAUCACGUCGGCCAGCUUCGAUGUAGACAUUGAAAACUUUGUCCACCAGCAAGAACGAGAACACAAGCCCUUCUUCAGUGAGGAUCCGGAGCUUGACAACUUGAUGGUGAAGGCUAUCCAGGUAUUACGGAUCCACUUACUGGAGCUAGAGAAGGUCAAUGAGCUCUGUAAGGACUUCUGCAAUCGCUACAUCACCUGCCUCAAGACCAAAAUGCACAGCGACAACCUUUUGCGCAACGACCUCGGAGGGCCCUACUCUCCGUCCCACACCAGUCUCAGCGUGCAGCAGGAACUAAUUCAGACCUCCUCUCCAUCCAUGACCUCUGUCUCCAGUUCUGUUAACUCUUCAGGGAUUGUGGUGCCCACCGGAGGUCUGCAGCAAAGCAACGUCGCCAUGACCACCAUCAACUCACAAGUGGUAUCAGGUGGAACCUUGUACCAGCCGGUUGCCAUGGUGACAUCGCAAGGGCAAGUGUUAACGCAGGCACUACCUCCAGGAACCAUCCAGAUUCAGAACUCGCAGGUAAAUGUGGACUUGUCAUCUCUUUUGGACAGUGAAGACAAGAAGUCAAAGAACAAGAGAGGGGUCCUGCCCAAACACGCCACUAACAUCAUGCGUUCCUGGCUCUUCCAGCAUCUCAUGCAUCCAUACCCAACAGAAGAUGAGAAGAGGCAGAUUGCUGCACAAACAAGUCUCACCCUCUUGCAAGUGAACAACUGGUUCAUCAAUGCCCGGCGCCGUAUUCUUCAGCCCAUGUUGGAUGCCAGUAAUCCAGACCCAGCUCCUAAGGCGAAGAAAAUGAAGUCCCAGCACCGCCCCACACAGCGCUUCUGGCCAGACUCCAUCGUGGCUGGAGUACUACAGACGCACAGAUCUCAGACAGUGAACAACUCAGAAAACCCGCUCAGCAUGGACGGCCUCCAGUCGCUGUCCUCAGACUCCGCCACCCUGGCCAUGCAGCAGGCCAUGCUGGGGGCCGACGACUCCAUGGACGGCACGGAGGACGACGAGGACGAGGAGGAGGAGGAAGAAGAGGAAGGCAUGGACGAAGAAGAAGAGGAGGAGGAGGAGGAAGACGGAGAGGAGGAACAUGACAGAGGAAGGCAACUGUCCGGCAGGGGAGGAGGACGAAGAGAGCUCAGCAUGGAGGCAGGAGAUGAGCUGGAGUACGGCCCUGUUAUCACUGUGCAGGUGUCCAGAAUGUCAAUCGCCCAGGCAGCGGCCAAGGCCAUGUUAUCAGAUGCCCUGCUGCAGGACAGCUCUGGGAUAUACAGGAUCAACCACCUGGAACUGGAGCUUCCUCUGGACAAGGUCAUCAAGUAUGUGUCUGUGGGCCUCCCACUAAUGCUGGUUUGCAUGGCCUUCGCCCGCGAGAUCUCCCUGGGGCCUCAAAUCAGCUGCUUCCCUCCCAGCAAUUUCACAGUUAAGCAGGCCGACUAUGUCGACACGUACUGCUGGGAUUCUCUCAUGCAUCACGAGUUUGACGGCGACGGGAACUUUGAGGAGCGCUCGCUCUGGGUGCACAAAAUGUUUCCUUACUCUCUUUUGGCCAUGGCCAUCCUGAUGUACCUGCCGGCUCUCAUCUGGCGCCAGCUUGUCACACCCACACUGGGCUCAGACCUCCUCUUCAUAAUAGAUGAACUUGACAAGUCUUACAACCGAUCCGUCCGACUGGCCCAAAGCAUCCUGGAUAUGCGGCAGAGUACAAAAAACCCGCUCACAUUUCAGGCUGAGCUUCAAAGAGCCAAGCGGAAGAGAUACUUUGAGUACCCCCUUCUGGAGAGAUACAUGCAGUGCAAGCAAAAUUCUUACUUCCUCGUCAGCAUGCUGUUUUUGCGGGGCUUCCUCCUCCUGACCUUUAUGACCUCUGCCUGCCUGUAUCUUGCCUACUUCCACCUUUCGGCCUUGCUACAGGAUGAGUUUAACUGCUUUGUUCGUACAGGCAUGCUGCGGGAUCAGAACUGGAUUCCUGAACUGGUUCAGUGCAAGAUGAUUGGGCAGCUGGUCUUUCAGGUGAUAAGCGUGGUCAACGGAGCAAUCUACAUCCUGCUGGGACCCAUCGUCCUUUUUAGCAUUAUUCGACUCUUUGUUUGGGACACUAGCUUCAUCUCUGUGUAUGAGGUCCUCCCAGCACUGGAUCUCAUCAACCGCCAACGACUGAGCUGCCCACUGAACGACCUCAACGUUCUCUUGCUGUUUUUGCGUGCCAAUGUAGCUCACCUGAAAUCCUACGGGCAGGUAAGAGCUUUGUGCUCUCUUGCACCGCCACAAGUGGGCAACGCAACAGCCGGGCAGGGCUUGAACGCAAUGCUGACACAAGAAGAAAUGGAGGAACGUGAAGAAGCGGCGAUGGAGCUCGCGGAAGAAAUAGGGGAGGCCAAGGAGGAAGGAAAGCUCAACUUGGUGGACAUCAUGACCAUUCUGGGAGCGGCUCAGGGACGAGUGGUGAACUGCAGUGAGAAGAAGCCCCUAAUGGAAGAAAAUAUGAGCCUGGAGCCAAACCACCAGGGGUACCAUGAGUUGAAGGAGACUGCACCAUUUAGUCAGUACUAGACCUUCAAUGGACUCAAUCAAUGUGAUAGCAGUGGGGGGCUGGGAGUUUUAAGACGUUUGGGAGAACAGAGGGUUGGACACCAGUUGGGGCUCAGCACUUUAGGAGAAAAAAAAAAAGCCUCCUUUAGAAUUUCAGGUCAAAUUGUUCUGACUAGAAAUGUCAAUGGGAUAUGGAUUUGUCAGGUUUUAGCUUCUGGGCAUGUGUAGCUGCCACAGAUCUUUCUUCUGUCUUUCAGCAGAGACCUUAAUGUAUUUUUAAAAAAAGUGUCAAAGGAAAGUUUGUGGGGAAAAAAAAGUGCUUCUUGUAAUUAUGUUGCCAACAUGUCACUUGUCAGGAGAAAACACUUGUGAAAAGCUCCAGCUUUCUGCUUAGUCAGUAUUUAUUUGAUGUCAGGAGACAAAAGCGCAUGUUAAAUGGAAACUGCUGUAUGAUUUUAUUUCUCUGUCAGUUAAUUUUCUGUGACAUCCACUGUAACAUUUAAUAAGUAUUACUUAUCCACCGUGUUAUGCACUUGCUUUUCUAUGACAGCUUGCUUUUAUAAUCUUUCUGUUAUUUUCCUUUCACUUCAACAUCAAAUAAAGUUCUUGGUAUCAGUAAUUCUUUUAAAUAUAUAAACAUACAUAAAUUAGUGUCAUUUUUUUUGACUAAUGUUGUUAAUCAACCAAUAUAAAAUGUCACACUACCUAAAUCUAACAAUGUGGAAAAAUAUGUCCAAGGGAUGAGUAGUGAGUGACAAAGACAUGUAGGAAAGAAGUGAUCAGAAACAAUGUUAGAAGAUCAGGGCUGCACGUCGGAACAAGAAGAGCAACAAAACCGUUCUGGGAAUGAAUCCUUGUCUGAGGUCUCUCUACAUGUGUAUGUGUGGAGUAUCUUUGGCGUAAUCACACAGACUGUUCAGUUUGGUCAUAUAAUGUCAACUCACACCACAUCCUCUUGAGCCACUUUACC